This is a messenger RNA of Seriola aureovittata, 2292 nucleotides long. It is a transcript of the gene pafah1b3, whose product is annotated as platelet-activating factor acetylhydrolase, isoform Ib, gamma subunit. The record is from RefSeq and is a predicted model, not a curated record. Bases 357 to 1028 code for a protein of 223 amino acids. The transcript is spliced from 5 exons. NCBI's taxonomy places the organism in Eukaryota, Metazoa, Chordata, Actinopteri, Carangiformes, Carangidae.
AAAAUUUACUUCCUGAAACUGAACUGGGGGUUGACGAUAUUUUGAUUUAGUGGUAGCCUAUGUUCAGUAAUAUAAAUGUAACUGUUGUGUAAAGCGCUACCUUCUCCCCUUUUGCACAAUACAGGCUUGCAUGAUUUAACUUUAAUACCAACCAGGGUGUGACCGUUAUAUCUCUGCUAAACUACAUCUGUCUUGUGUUUCCAGCAAGUAGGCUAGCUAUUGUGGCUAAUUCUACCAACCUCCAUAGCUUUAGCAAGGAAUUAUAGCUAUAGGAUAUAGAUUUAUCGGUUUGUUUCCGUUCUAAAAAGUACCAAAGCCCCUGCGUGACUGCUUUCCAACACAGACAGAGUCAAGUCAUGAGUGCUGAAGACCCAAAUCCAGCCGCCACACCCACUCCCUGUGUGGACAACCAGGGAGAUGGACGAUGGAUGUCUCUGCACAACCGCUUUGUGUCUGACAGCAAGGAUAAAGAACCUGAUGUCCUGUUUGUUGGAGACUCUCUUAUUCAGCUCAUGCACCAGUUUGGGAUAUGGAGGCAACUGUUCUCUCCUCUCCAUGCCCUUAAUUUUGGGGUGGGUGGUGAUGCAACACAACAUGUGCUUUGGAGACUGAGCAACGGUGAACUGGAUAACAUCAGCCCAAAGGUUGUAGUGCUGUGGGUUGGCACCAACAAUCAUGGGCACACAGCAGAACAGAUCUGUGGAGGCAUCAUGGCUAUCAUCCAAGUCAUCAAGAACAAGCUCCCUCAUGCCCGCACGCUUGUACUUGGAUUACUGCCCAGAGGUAAAUUGCCAAACCCUCUGCGGGAGCGAAAUGCCAAUGUGAACAUGCUGGUCCAGGAGGCCGUAUCGUCCCUCCCCCACGCCUCUUUCCUCAGUGUGGACCCUGGCUUUGUCCACUCCAAUGGUAGCAUCUCCCACCAGGACAUGUACGACUACCUCCACCUGACUCCCCAGGGCUACCAGGCUGUGUGUGAACCCCUGCACGCUCAUCUCAAGUCCAUGUUAGAUAAACCUGCAGAGAACUGAGCAACCAGGGCACAAACUUACACUACCGCAGUGGUCCUCGCCCCUGUUUCCAGAGAGCAUCGCACUCAUCUUUUUAAGACCUUGAAUGAUGGAUAGAAUCAAUUAGUAAGGUCUAAGGGCUGCUCAAACUAUUUGUGCAAGUCCUCUCCAUGGCCAGGGUUGGUGACCACUGUUACAGGUAAUGGAACCGUAAAGUUUUUGGUGUUUAUGAUGCAGUCAGAAAUUAAAUGUGCUGUACUAUAGAGAGACAAAGUCCUCCUUCAAUUCCCACAUAAACAUCUGUUCCACUAGCUUUCGCCUCUAAAAGAUUUUUUCAACCGAAGGAUUAUUUCAUUUGUACGCCACUUGAUACAAGGGUUGAAUAUGAUAAGGGGAGCUCUGUGCGUCAACAGUCAGGACAAUGAAGGGAUGAUAUCUGUAAUAUGUAAAUAAAUCCAGAUGUCCAGUGGUUAUGAAUAAAGCUUUUAAAAAGAUGCAGUAACUUUUUACUCUAACAAAGACAUGCUGUAGGUUAAAACAUUAGUUGCUGCACUUUAUUUAAACCUUUAUUUAUAACUGUGUGCUGUGCAGCUACAGCUCUUGUGAGUCUAUCAAAGCAGCUUGAUUGACCUUAGAAUAUGGACAGACACCUGCUUUUUAGAACAAACCUUCUAUGGCAAAAUAUACUGUCCGACUGAGGCUACUGGAACAGGAUUUAUCUGGUAAAGGGUGCGAGACUGUGGCUCUUCACAUGCCAGGACAUGACUGAUUAGAAAAAAAAAAAUUAAAUAAAUAAAUAACAAGAUACAAGAAUUGCCCUGACAGAGAAAUUCCUGUAAUUUGUCAUUUUGGUUUCUCAGUUUCACUAAGUUCCGUUUAUUUGUCAAUAGCUUUAUUUACUCUUUUGUGAUGUCUUAUGUCUUUUGUACAUUUUACUUUGAAUGACCAAAUGUGUCAUUGACCAUUACUGUCUACUUGCUUAUCAUGUCACAUGUUACUUCAUUAUUGUCCUUGUACCUUUUUGCUUCACCCAAUGUAAUAGCAACAGAUUUUUGAUGUGAGAGGCCGUGUUUAGUUAAACAUGGGUAUGUUUGAGCAGGUUGUAAAGUCAUAUUGAUACAUCUACAGUUGCUUGUGCUUCAGGUUCAAUCUUGUGUGUGACAUAAUGGCCCAUUAGGCUAAAUCUAAAACAUUUUACUUCACACUAAUAUUCCUCUGAAUUAUGUUUCAGGGUGUCUGAUUGUGUAAGUGAUGAAAGAAUGCAUUAAACACAAAGACAAAAUGG